Messenger RNA from Mesoplodon densirostris (Blainville's beaked whale), 522 nucleotides. It is a transcript of the gene CRYAA, whose product is annotated as crystallin alpha A. The transcript is spliced from 3 exons. Gene Ontology annotation, biological process: lens development in camera-type eye; response to heat; protein refolding. The coding region runs from base 1 to 522 and encodes 173 amino acids. Lineage: Eukaryota; Metazoa; Chordata; Mammalia; Artiodactyla; Ziphiidae. Gene Ontology annotation, molecular function: protein folding chaperone; structural constituent of eye lens. The record is from RefSeq and is a predicted model, not a curated record.
AUGGACAUCGCCAUCCAGCACCCCUGGUUCAAACGUGCCCUGGGCCCCUUCUACCCCAGCCGGCUGUUCGACCAGUUCUUCGGCGAGGGGCUCUUCGAGUACGACUUGCUGCCUUUCCUGUCCUCCACCAUCAGCCCCUACUACCGCCAGUCCCUCUUCCGCAGCGUGCUGGACUCCGGCAUCUCCGAGGUCCGAUCCGACCGGGACAAGUUUGUCAUCUUCCUGGAUGUGAAGCACUUCUCUCCUGAGGACCUGACGGUGAAGGUGCAGGAGGACUUCGUGGAAAUCCACGGGAAGCACAACGAGCGGCAGGAUGACCACGGCUACAUCUCCCGCGAGUUCCACCGCCGCUACCGCCUGCCUUCCAACGUGGACCAGUCGGCACUCUCCUGCUCGCUGUCCGCGGAUGGCAUGCUGACCUUCUCUGGCCCCAAGGUCCCAUCUGGCAUGGAUGCCGGCCACAGCGAGCGGGCCAUCCCCGUGUCGCGGGAGGAGAAGCCCAGCUCCGCCCCCUCCUCCUAA